Ogataea angusta is the source of this 1443-nucleotide messenger RNA. RefSeq lists its product as uncharacterized. The coding region runs from base 1 to 1443 and encodes 480 amino acids. Gene Ontology annotation, biological process: transmembrane transport. NCBI's taxonomy places the organism in Eukaryota, Fungi, Ascomycota, Pichiomycetes, Pichiales, Pichiaceae. The record is from RefSeq and is a predicted model, not a curated record. The transcript has a single exon. Gene Ontology annotation, molecular function: transmembrane transporter activity.
AUGAUUGAAAUUUUGGCCGACUUCCCACUGUUUCAGGUGGCGAUCGUGUCCAUUGUGAGGCUGGUGGACUCCAUUGGGGAAACGUCCACGUUUCCCUACAUGUACCAUCUAGUCAGGUACGUCACGGCCACUUCAGAUGAGAGCAAGAUCACAGUGUACAUCUCGUAUCUGUCUGCAACCGGAAGUCUCUUCCAUAUCAUCUUCAACCUUUUCUGGGGUUUCCAGGCAGACUAUUGGGGCCGGAAAAACGUUCUGCUCAUUAGCUUGGUCGGACAGGCUGUUUCGUUGCUAAUAGUUGCAAACAGCACGAGCUUCAUCGGUCUGCUUAUUUCAAGAGUCGUUUUUGCCGUCACGAACAACACCCUAUCGACUAUUCGGACAAUCCUCGGAGAAAUUGCUCACGAAAAGCGGCACCAGUCGCUGGCGUUCUCAAUUGUGCCGCUUUUCUACAAUCUUGGGUUCAUGAUUGGGCCUUUUUUGAGCUCUCAGCUCAUCACCAUACCCAGCAACACGGACGAUUUUGGCGAUCGUCCGUUUUUCAGGGCCAAUGUUGUGAUAGCAGCUCUUAUUUUGCUGGUUUGCAUUAUAGCGUUCCUUUUCUUGCAAGAAACACACCAGCAAAUAAGGUAUAGAUCCGAUUUUGGCCUCGCUUUGGGAAAUAGCAUCCGCAGCAAGCUGGGCUUCAGCGAACACACGAUAAAGGAGGAUCCGUUUGAGAUAGAGCUCGACGACGGUCUCCUUAGCGAGCCCGAAACCGAACCAGAAACCGAGCUUGCAACUGAUCCAGCAGCAAAACCCAAAAGCAAAUUUGGACUCAACUCAAAGAUCGUCCAUAUCAUAAUCAGCCAGUGCUUCUUGAUGUCGCACAUUCUGAUUUACUCACAUUUCCUCCCCGUUUUUCUGUCCGCUCCUUUCCAGCCUGAAAGCUUGCAUUUCCCUCUUGGACUGAAGGGCGGUCUGGGCAUGUCAUAUAAACAGGUGGGAACCAUGCUGUCCGUGGGAGGACUGGUCGGGAUCAUAAUGGUCCUUUUCCUAUCUCCUGUAUUGGAGCAAAAAUUUGGCAUAUUGCGAGCAUACCGUCUAGGAGUCUCUGUAUUCACGAUAUCCUAUUUUGUGCUACCGCUUGCGGCAUUUGGCGAGCAAGAUGAUAAUACUUUUGUUUCCACCGUUUUGUCAUACUUUAGCGUGCUGCUGAAGGAAAUUGGAGGAGUCAUAUGUUUUCCGUAUAUCUUCAUUCUUCUGCAUCGUGCUACGCCGCCGGAAAGUGUGUCGUUCCUGAAUGGAGUGGCAAUGAGUGCAAGUGGUCUUGCUUCUUUUGUGGCGCCAUUGAUAGGCGCAAGGGUCCUGGCAUGGACAAAUACACACAGCGUGGCCACCUUGUUCUGGUGGAUGCUGGCUCUCUAUGCUGCGUUUUCUCUCGUUCACACGAUUGCAUUGAAGUGA